AUGGGGAUGGAAGACACCUGGUACGAUUAUUAUCGGGGUCCGUCAUCGGCCCCGAGCUUCUCAGAGAAGUUUACACCACAAGCUCCAAAUUUGACGAUCACUACGGCUUCUCCCGCACCGUUGUCACCCGCUCCGUCUGCCGCUUUUGAUCAACAUGCCGGACUUGACUAUGCACCAGCGUUACUAAAUAACGUCUGGAGAGAAGAUGAAAGGAGGGCGGCAAUAAAGGCAAAACAUGGACGAGAACGACAACUCAUUGGAUUGAUUCUUGAAGUUCUUUGUCAAAUUGCCGGAUUCGCCUGUGCUAUUGUAUUUGGUAUCUGGGCUGUCAAGAGCUACAAUGUUAGCGUUGUAGCUCUCAAAGUACAGACUGUUGCGAAUCAGUUAGCUCUCCGGAGCCUCUGUGCUGGCGAUCCGACGCUUACCAAUGGCCCUCAUGCCGAGCUUUGUGCACGGGUACUGCUAGCAAAUCCAGAAAAUCUAUGGGAUGCUGGCUAUAUGAGUGAUCCCAUGAUUGGCACAGGAAUUGCAGUACCUAAACUGAGCCUUGGGGGCAUAGUCGGUAUAGUCAUUGGAAGUGUAGCAGCAAUUCUCGUUUGCAACAUCAUAUGGGCAGUUUGGAGGAGGAGGAGUAUGAUCAUGCAAUUGAACAGCCAUGUGGGAACAGACCUCGCAAAUCUCGAGGCUGGAAACGGAUCCGGACUGACUCCACAUGGUACUAUCCCUCAGCUAUAUAUGAACGCAAAAUCGAAAAGUAGUGCAGGUACGAGUUCCGUUGGAAGUACCAGUACGGUGGCCGUGUCGUCGACACCGUAUUCUGGGAACCCCCUCACACCGAGCACCACCCCGUCGACGAAGAAGCAGUGGACACAGCCGUCGCACGUUUUGCAGAUUUAUUGA
Messenger RNA from Orbilia oligospora ATCC 24927, 900 nucleotides. RefSeq lists its product as uncharacterized. The transcript is spliced from 3 exons. The coding region runs from base 1 to 900 and encodes 299 amino acids. Lineage: Eukaryota; Fungi; Ascomycota; Orbiliomycetes; Orbiliales; Orbiliaceae. The record is from RefSeq and is a predicted model, not a curated record.